Eurytemora carolleeae is the source of this 2574-nucleotide messenger RNA. Its product is annotated as ATP-binding cassette sub-family G member 8. The record is from RefSeq and is a predicted model, not a curated record. Gene Ontology annotation, molecular function: ATP binding; ATP hydrolysis activity; ABC-type transporter activity. NCBI's taxonomy places the organism in Eukaryota, Metazoa, Arthropoda, Copepoda, Calanoida, Temoridae. Gene Ontology annotation, cellular component: plasma membrane.
UUAAACAGUAUUGGUUGCGGACCUGCCCUGCCGUAUCCGUUACCGCUAUACAACACAGCUACAGUGGUUUCUCAUAUGUUUACGUGAAAGGUGAAGGAAUGUAUCGGAGAAAGUCCGACACCCCUUUUGCUGGUGACAAAGGUGUUUGUUAGAAAAAUGUAGUUUCAGAAUUAAAGUGAAACCUGGAAAUUAUCCCUCUUCUCGCACCAUGUGCAAUUAAACUGGAGAAAAACUCAUUUUCUUGGAAAAAGGUUUUAACCCGUCUUAUCCGACAGCACUGUAGAACAGUAACUUAUUAGCCUGGUUACGCUUGAACCCGGAGCAAGGUUUCCUGGAAGAUCAACACCGUGAACUUAUAGAGUUAGUUCAAAUUUGUAGAAGAAAUUAUUAACAGUGAGAAACCGUCUUGUCCAGAUUGUUCGUUAAAUCGUUUAUAUUUAAGUGCAUUGAUCAGCUCAAGAAAACGACGGAAUCUGCAAAUUCUUUUCCAAGAAUUUAAACAGUGAUUUUACUGACUCCGCCCUGGGGACAGACAAGUCUGCUCCACCCUAUGGGAACUUCCAGCUUAGAGAGUCCACGAUGCAAUCCAUCCUAAACAAUCCUAAGUAUGGUCCAAGGUCGGAGCUAGGAACGAAUAUGUUUACCUACCUCAAAUUUGGUUUACCUAGAGUACUACCCCCAGGGAAAGGCGAGCAGGGACCGGAUAACUCCUCUGGAUAUGAUUCAACUGAUGAAGAGGUUGGAUACAGAGGUCAGGGACUAAGAGCUGCACGGAGUGAAGAUGUUCUAAACCGGCCUGUAGAGAGCAGGAGAUAUAAAGGGGUUCGAGAUGGCAGGGUGAAGAGUGCAAGUGAAGCAAACCUUUUGGGAUCAGAUGUUUACUAUGAUCAACAGGAAACCCGGAGCUCUAGGAAACCACAAGGUCGUGGAUAUCUAAACCAGGGUCUGGUUGAGGAUGAAAGAGGAAGAUCCCGUCUUGAAUACUACCCAGAAGAGGAAGCAAGGUUUACCCAGGAAAGAGCUAGAUCACAAUUAUCAAUUGCAUCAAGAGUCAACGGACCUGGAGCACUAUCCUACAAGAAUGAUGCUCCGUUACUAAACGAAUCCUUCUUCCCUCGCGACGUGUAUGGAAGUAUGGCCCAGCUAUCUGAUGUUGAAGGAUUUAAAUAUCCUCAUCUCCAACUUAGAAACCUAUCCUAUACCAGGGGGGAUACCAGGGUACUGGAUAAUAUUAAUAUAGAAGCCAGAGGAGGAGAAAUAGUAGCUGUACUAGCAACUAAAAGUGAGGAUGGAUCAGAAUUGUGUAGAAUAAUAGCAAACAGACACCAGAAAUGGGGAAGCAAGCUCCGAGCCGACAUAGUGCUCAACGGAAUCAUAUGUACUCCGGAGCGUCUAGAAGACAGAGUUGCCCUUGUAGAACAAAACAUAGAAUUUACUCCGGAUAUGUCCGUCCGUCAAACCCUGCUCUUCCACUCCUUUCUCCGUGAACCUGGAACCCUGACAAGAGGACGGGAUACUAAGGGUCGUAUAAAUGCUCUGAUAGAAGAUCUAGGGUUGAGUCAGGUCAAACAUACCAGGGUUGCUGACCUCACGGUCUCUGAGAAACAGAGGUUAAACGUUGCAUGCCAUCUUCUCCUGGAUACAGAUAUAGUUAUAUUAGAUCAGCCGACAAGAGGAAUGGAUAUUUUCGACACCUUCUUCCUGGUUGAAUAUCUGCGACAGUGGGCUGCAAGGGGAAGAAUAGUUAUUCUUACAAUACAUCCUCCCACAUACGAGAUAUUUACAAUGAUUAGUAAGGUUGUACUCAUAUCCAGCGGGAAACUCAUGUAUUUUGGAAAACGGCGAGAGAUGUUAGCUUAUUUUGCAUUUAUAGAAUAUCCCUGUCCAGCUUACAAGAACCCAUCUGAUUACUACCUUGAUUUGGUGACUAAAGACGACCUCUCUCCUGAAGCAAUGCUGGAGUCCAGUCAGCGUAUUGACACGCUGGGAGCCACCUAUCGAAGAAAAGCGCAACCUCUCUCCGACCCUGGACCCCCCGGCAUGCUGCCACCUAAGAUCAGAAAAGCUAAUUUGUUCAUGCAGAUAUUUGGUUUAUGGAUACGAGCUUUAAUUUACAUGUAUCCGUUCAACGUAAUCAGUUGGGUUAAAAUCCUCCUGGUGUCCGGUAUAAUGUCAGUUUGUCUUGGCGGAGUAUUUGUUGGAACAAGAUGGCGCUUCUGGGAUGACACGUGGCAGAAGGAGCCGGAGUUUGAACAGUACAAUAUCGCCGACAGGGUUGGAUUCCAUCACGUGAUGCUGGUGGUGGGGGUGUGGCCGACCCUGCUCCACCUCGCUACGGAUAUAUGGGCGGGGCAGGAACCUGUUCACAGGGAUCUACAGGAUAAACUAUACUCAAAGUUUGCGUAUUUGAUUACUAAGAGUAUGUACAGUAUACCAGCUGUUGGAGGUAUAUUCCUGUUGUACAGUAUACCCUCCUACCUUCUCACUGGUAUACACUAUCCCAGUAUUCCUGAUCUCAACUCAUUCUAUCUAUAUAUAGGUACGUAGUUUAUUCUACGUUUUGUAAACCUUUAA